Molecule: messenger RNA, 528 nt
Organism: Lichtheimia ornata
Lineage: Eukaryota; Fungi; Mucoromycota; Mucoromycetes; Mucorales; Lichtheimiaceae
Product: signal peptidase I
Exons: 5
Coding region: 1-528 (175 amino acids)
Cellular component (GO): membrane; signal peptidase complex
Molecular function (GO): serine-type endopeptidase activity
Source: RefSeq, a predicted model, not a curated record
AUGUUUGCCGAGUUACGACGAAUGAACGCGAGGCAGGUUGCCUUGCAAGUGUUGAAUAUCCUUACCGUCAUCUCUACAGCUCUCAUGAUUUGGAAGGCUUUGGGUCUUACCCUCAACACAGAAAGUCCUAUCGUUGUCGUGCUAAGCGGGAGUAUGGAACCAGGAUUUCAUCGUGGAGACUUGCUUGUUCUAUCCAUGCCAUCUCAAGACCCAGUGGAUGUAAAUGAUAUCUGUGUCUUCAAGUUACCAGGACGAGAUGUACCCAUUGUGCAUCGUGUUAUCAAGCUUCAUGAUGAUGCUGUCACCAAGAAGCAGUACUUGCUCACCAAAGGCGAUAAUAACGCACGCGAUGAUCGUGGUCUUUAUGAUCCUCGUCAAAUGUGGAUUCAUCGUGAACAUGUUGUUGGAAAAGUGAAAGGCUUUGUCCCUUAUGUGGGCAUGUUGACAAUUAUGAUGAAUGAUUAUCCAUGGCUCAAAUUUGCUUUACUGGGUGUUGUUGGUUUAUUUGUUCUUGUACAUAGAGAAUAA